This is a messenger RNA of Pteronotus mesoamericanus, 4216 nucleotides long. Its product is annotated as G-patch domain and KOW motifs-containing protein-like. The transcript has a single exon. The record is from RefSeq and is a predicted model, not a curated record. Bases 1623 to 3074 code for a protein of 483 amino acids. Gene Ontology annotation, molecular function: nucleic acid binding. NCBI's taxonomy places the organism in Eukaryota, Metazoa, Chordata, Mammalia, Chiroptera, Mormoopidae. Gene Ontology annotation, biological process: mRNA splicing, via spliceosome. Gene Ontology annotation, cellular component: spliceosomal complex.
GCUGCGCGUCUGCUGCGGAGACUUUUGGAUUCACGACCGGGAUUUUCAGUUCUACGGGCCCUUUCUGGGUAGUCGUUUCUCACCCCGCGAAAGAAAAUCUCGGGAAAAGAGGAAUCCUUAGGGAAAACCCGUGACCUCCUCAGCCCACCAUCUGGUGAUGAUGACGGUGGUGGGCUCUCGGUAGCGCGUGCUCUGGCUGGAGGCCUAGGCUCCACCUCCGAGAGCAAGGUGGAACAGGCGCGAGGGGAGGGGGCAUUUACUGAGGUCCGACAACCGGGGAAGGCCGGGCAGGGUCUGAGGCUUGGUUUCGAGCUUUACAAACCAGGAACAGUUCAGGCUGUUGGUACUUUCAGUGCGGAGUAUUGCAUCCUUUGCUAGCCAGUUCUGGGUCGGAGCCUCAGGGGAAGGGCUGUUACGGAGAACAACAAAAAUGCCCAAAGUUUUGUAGAAACAUUCCUUCCGAGAAGUCAGGGAAGCCCUAGUUCUCAGAGGCCUGAGCUCGGUGGGAAUUAGAGGGUGAUAUACAUCAAUCACAGAAGUGAAAGUUAGCUGGAUUUGGUCCCCUGCCCCUAUCAGAGUUGAGAUUACACCGGCAUGUGUUAUUCCAUGGGAAGAAUUGUAGAAUCUGGGGGCUGGAAGAAGGAACUUUGUGUCAGGUGCUUUGCGUUAUAGAUGAAAGUAAAUGCCCAGGGUUUGAGACUUGCCUUGUGGUAUGUAGUCAGUGGAGUAGUCCAACUUUCUUUACGGUUGGGCUGCCUUAGUUAGCAAACAUUUAUUGAGCCUUAGUAAACUUCUGGAGCUGGGAUUGUCUCUCAAAGGGGAGAGGCAGUGCACAGGGAACUCCCAGUGUUACAGGGGGCAGCACUGACCCUACUGGAAGUGACAGAACUUUGCAGAGAAGGGGAUACUUGUCUGGAGUUGAGGGGUGAGCAGGAGCUACUGAGAUAAAGGAGGAGGAGGAUGUUUCGCCUGGAAAACAGCAUGGCGAAGGCAUGGAAAGAGCUCCGAUUUUGGAAGUGGAGGCCUGGAGCCUGGGGCAAGGGAUUUCCUGUGGGUGGUGGAUUUCAUGAGCUUUGAGAAUAGAGAGGUAUGUCUUGCAGGGCCUCUGGUGCUGCUGUGAGCGAUUUUGAUUUUGUCCUGGAAGCUGAAUUGAGUAAAUGAGUAUCUUAGAUACUCUGUCGUGUAGAAAAGUAUUGGACAGGGAGCAGCCACACUAGGGAGCUCCUUGGCACUAAUUCCCAUGAGAAUUGCUGAGGGUUUUAAAGGGAGUUGCAGUGAGAAGGGACAGGAGACAAGGAACUGUGAACUGGUACAGAGGUAGGAUGCACCAGAGCCAGUAUUGUUGAGUAAAAACAAUACUGAAGAGAACUCUGUCCCUUCAAUUUUGAAACCCAUUGCUGUUGAGGAAAUGUCCAGCAUUUUUUUUUUAACUGCAGAAGUUGCUUUGUAGUUCAUAAUUGAAGCCCAGUUUGCCAUGGGAAAAUGGUCACAUGUAUCAAAGGUGUUGAAAUCGGUAUGAUUAAACAUGUAAGACUCUUGUAACCCAGGGAAUGCAAAUUAGACCCAUAAUUAGAUUACUUUAUAUCCCAUCAGAUUAGAAAUAAAGUUUGAAGAAGGGCAAGAUGGCGGAAACUAAAGAGGGUGUUUUGCAGCCGGUGGGACCCUCCACUUCCCCAGUUUCAUUCAGUUUCAUGCGCACGGCUGCCCAAAGACAGCUGGGAGACCCGGGAGACAGCCUGGGUGAGGCUCCGCAGGAGAAGGAUUUCUUAAUGACCGUGGAAGGGAGGAAGUUGCAGAGGGUUAAUCCCUCAGAAGCCCCCAAGGAUCUCAUCAUCCCUUUGAUACAGAGCAGCCCUCGAAGGCAGCCAUCCACCCAGGCGCCUGGCCCAUCCACAGCUACUGAGACCGUCGUGGGUGGGCUGCUGUCCCAGGCUGUGAAGGAGAUCAUUGAAGAAUCCAAGAAGUCUUUGGAGGAGAAAGAGAAUGCGGGUGUCGACCCCACGCUGGCUAUCCCCGUGCUCCAGAAGAGAUGCGCCCCCAGUGAGGAAGGGACAGACAGUGAAGCCCACACUGAGACAGCACCCAAGGAGGCCGAUUACGAGGCAGUCCCUGUGGAGGCCUACGGGCUGGCCAUGUUGCGGGGCAUGGGCUGGAAACCCGGCCAGGGCAUCGGCCGCACCUUCAGUCAAGUGGUGAAGCCCCGUGUUAACAUGCUGAGGCCCAAAGGGUUAGGGCUGGGUGCCAAUUUGACUGAGAUCUGGGCCCAGGCCUCCCCCCGCCCCUCCCGCCCAGCGAAGCCAGGUGAGGAGCAAGAGAAGGAAAAGGAAGACCAGCCUCAAGGACUGGUACCUGGAGGGGCGGUGGUGGUUCUUUCUGGCCCUUACCGAGGCCUCUAUGGGAAGGUGGAAGGCCUCGAUCCUGAAAACGUUCGGGCCAUGGUUCGUUUGGCCAUCGGGAGCCGCUUGGUGACUGUUAGUGAGUACAGCCUACAGCCUGUCUCCCAGCAGGAAUUUGAUAAGAACUGGGAUCUCAGCCAGGUGAGCAAAACUUCUCCAGGGCAACAGAACAGAACAGCCUCAUUGGGGGAGGCCCUCCAGGGUCAGGACCUCCCCACCUGGUGGGGAGCGGGAGAGAGGAAGAGGAAACACCUUCCAGACCAACAAGAGGAGCCCGCGUCCAAGCAUGAGAAAGCAGCCUCCAGGAGUCAGCAUUGGCUGCACAGGGACCUGCAUGUGCGGUUUGUGGACAAACUGUGCAAGGGUGGCCAGUAUUAUAACACCAAGGUGACCAUCGAAGAUGUCCUCAGUCCAGAUACUUGUGUAUGUCGGACAGAUGAUGGCGAGGUCCUGGAAGGAGUCAGGGAAGACAUGCUGGAGACACUCGUCCCCAAGGUCCAGGGCACCCGGGUGAUGGUGGUGCUGGGGCCACAGGCUGGAAGCGUGGGCCGUCUGCUGGGCUGGGACAGAGAGCAGAGCCAGGCUGUGGUUCACCUCCAGAGAGAGAAUCAGCUCAUGGAGCUUCACUAUGACGCUGUCUGCGAGUACCUGGGCCCCCACGACCCAGACGAAGGCUGACCCGUGGACCCGCCCCAUUCCCCAGGCUGCACCAGCUCUGUGCAGUGUGAAAAGCCCGCCUUUGUGAAGGUGGGGAGGUCGUUCUGUGCUGUGUUUGCAGUGCAGCCCCUGGAAGGGACAGAGCACAAGAUGCCUGUUAGCAGUUAAUGCAGAAUAAAAACGAUUUCAAAUUUAAAAAAAAUGAUAAAUUUGAUAUUAUCAAGAGAUGAUAGGUAUUUGAGGAAAGGAUUCACUUCUAGCGGAAGUGUACCUAAGAACACUAGCAGGCAGCAUAAUGGGUAUUUCUUAAGACGCAGUGGUUCCACUUCUAGAAAGUAUCCUGGACAGACAUUUGUAUACAAGGAGAGGAAUAUUAGGAUGUUUAUUGCAACAUAGUUUAUAAUGAUAAAAAGACUGAAACAACCUAAAUGGCCAUUAGUAGAGGACUAUAUAUGAAGUGGAUGUUUUUUAAAUGUAAAUUGAUUGAGAGGAAAUGCUAACUUACCUAAGUGGUUACCUUGUGGUGUGGGGAGAAUGGGAGAGGAAAUGGGGGAAAAUUUCAUCUGUUAUGUUUUGUUUUAUGGGGAGACAACAGACUUAAAACAUAUUAAUAGUUGAUGACCUGAGUGAUAAAUAACAGGUGCUUUGUGUUACAUUUUGUACAUUCUGUAGUUUGUUAUCUACCCUUUAAUUUCUUGAAACAUAAAUUGGAAUAAAAUGUAACUUAACUAACACCUAGCUAUAAAAGUUAUUUGGGGAGAAGACUACAAACUACAUUGAUACCAGACUUCAAAAUAGUCAUUUGGGUAAAGAAAUUCAAGUGCGAGAUAAGCAGAGAAAAUAAAGAUAUGGAAAAACCAUUAACCACUGGCCAAUUUUACUUUGCUAUAUUUCUGAAUUCUUCUAACCAUUAGAUUUAAAAAUGAAUUUUUGACUGUCUAUUUUGAAAUAUGAUUAGUUGGUUAUACCUUUUGUAAUGUUAAAACAUUUUUUUAAAUAAAAGGUGAAGUCGACAUCCGAUGAGUCCCUAUUGCCAUGUAAAGUAGCAUAUUUAUUAAUAGGGGGAUUUCGGGUGGACAUCUUUGGAGUGGGGUGUCAUUCUGCCUACCACAGGAUGGACUCUUGUUUAAAGAAGUAUGGAUAUAGAGGAACUAAAGGAUGUC